UUAGUCGUCGUAAAUCGCAUGAUUGAGCAAAAUACCGACUACCGAUUCAAUCCGUCGCUGCAGCUGGCGUGCGGGAAAAAUAUCGAUCGUUAUUGCUCGCAUAUUGUGGCAACGGCACAGCCGAAUGAAGAGUUGAACGGCAUGGUCAUACAAUGCUUAAAAGACAAAUUCCGCGAAUCCCGUUUGGAUUAUGAUUGCACGCAAGAAAUGAUCAAAAUACUGCAGGAACAAGCCUUAAACUACAAGCUAAACCCACUGCUGCAGAACUUCUGCAAAUCUGAAAUAGAAGUACUUUGCAAGGCGAAUCAACAAAGCCGGGAGCAUGGCAUGGUUGAGGAAUGUUUAAAAACGGCUUUCCUUAAUCACAAAAUUAUAAAUCGUGAUUGUCGCGUUGAAGUUGCUACGUUGAUAGCUGAAGCCAAGGCCGACAUUCACGUAGAUCCUGUACUGCAGGAGGCGUGCACUGUAGAUUUGCUACGUUAUUGUUCGAAUGUGCAAAGUGGAAAUGGACGAAAAUUAAGAUGUUUACAAGUCUUACUGAAAGACCAGUCAAAGGCCAUGGACCAGGAUUGUCGUAUGAAGUUACAGAAACGUAUAGAAAUGUUCCGCAAUGCAGAUACGGUGCUCGCUCAACCUCCGGAAAAUAUGGAAGAGCUCGUUAGUCAAGUUGUCGCGUCGCCAGCGAAAAGAUUCUUCUUUAUUGUUUUAAUAUUUUCCAUCGGAAUGUUCUUCUUAAUGGGUAUUUUCCUUGGACGUAUAACUAAACGUGCAAUCAAUAUUAAAAAUAAAUAAACGUCCAAUAGAAUAGGAAAAAUGUGUGACACAA
This is a messenger RNA of Rhagoletis pomonella (apple maggot), 826 nucleotides long. RefSeq names its product Golgi apparatus protein 1-like. The transcript has 4 exons. The coding region runs from base 19 to 792 and encodes 257 amino acids. The record is from RefSeq and is a predicted model, not a curated record. Gene Ontology annotation, molecular function: fibroblast growth factor binding. Lineage: Eukaryota; Metazoa; Arthropoda; Insecta; Diptera; Tephritidae. Gene Ontology annotation, cellular component: Golgi membrane.